Colletes gigas is the source of this 876-nucleotide messenger RNA. Its product is annotated as homeobox protein ceh-19-like. Gene Ontology annotation, molecular function: DNA binding; DNA-binding transcription factor activity, RNA polymerase II-specific. Gene Ontology annotation, biological process: regulation of DNA-templated transcription; central nervous system development; neuron differentiation. The record is from RefSeq and is a predicted model, not a curated record. The transcript has 5 exons. Bases 1 to 876 code for a protein of 291 amino acids. NCBI's taxonomy places the organism in Eukaryota, Metazoa, Arthropoda, Insecta, Hymenoptera, Colletidae.
AUGUCGGAGGAACGCGUAAAAACGUCCGAAUCGACCAAGGAAUCGACCGAGUUGGCCGAAAGUCCGAAAUUAUGCUCGUUCAGUAUCGAGAGCCUUUUAGCGCCGAGCAAGAAAAACGCGGACGACGAGGGGCGCUUACCCGCUCUGACCGAGGUCUAUUUACAAGCCCACGAAUCGAACGAUUCUGAGGGACGGAAGCUGGUAGCGCCAGAUUCCUCAAUGUCCGUGGCAGAGGAAGCCGAGUUCGACGAUUCUGAUAUGGUUUGUUCCACCUCUCCUGAACCGGAAAUGUGCUACGAAGCGUGCACCAGCAGUAGCGGUGCCAACUCCUCGACAGGUGCGGACAGGGACGUUCAAGAAAAAAGCACCGGCACGAUUAGCGACGACGAAAGGAAGAAGAGGCCCCGCACGGCGUUCACCGCCGCGCAAAUUAAGUCGUUGGAGGCGGAAUUUGAGAGGAACAAAUACCUGAGCGUGGCAAAGAGAUUGCAGCUCAGCAAAAAUCUCAAACUGACCGAAACUCAGAUUAAGAUUUGGUUUCAAAACAGACGAACUAAGUGGAAAAGAAAAUACACGAACGAUGUUGAGUUACUGGCGCAACAAUAUUAUUCCAGUUUGGGGAUUCCCACGCCGCGACCAAUUUUUGUCGGUGACCGUUUAUGGUUCUUUAACUAUCCAGGACAACCACAACCCACGACACCGAUCUUUCCGCAGCAUUUAACAACAGUGCCUUUACCACCUGCUUUGCCCAUUGUACAGCCAUUGCCAAGUAACCUUUCGAUGGGACAACAAACAUCGAUUUUUCAAAAUAUACCUACGAACAACCCCACGUAUCACUUGAGUCAAAGGUUGGAUUUCAGGCAUCAAGACUCGUAA